Molecule: messenger RNA, 3177 nt
Organism: Oryza brachyantha (malo sina)
Lineage: Eukaryota; Viridiplantae; Streptophyta; Magnoliopsida; Poales; Poaceae
Product: putative disease resistance protein RGA3
Exons: 2
Coding region: 593-2377 (594 amino acids)
Source: RefSeq, a predicted model, not a curated record
AAUUGAGAAGGAAGCUAAUGAGCCAAAAGUUCCUUUUGGUUCUGGAUGAUAUUUGGCCCAUUGCUAAUCGCAAAUGGGAAGAACUUAAUGCACUCUUGAGGCAUGGACUUGAAGGCAGUGUGAUCCUAGUUACUACAAGAUUCAAAAAUGUUUCUGAUCUUGUCACCUCCAACAACUGUAAACCUAUCAAACUUGAAGGAUUGGAUGAAGAAAUAUUCUGGGACUUCUUCGUACACUGUGCGUUUGGGCAAGAAUGCCCAGAGUCAUAUCCUCAAUUACAAGGUAUUGGUAAGAACAUUGCGUCCAGAUUAUGCAGAUCUCCUUUGGCUGCCAAAACUCUUGGACGCUUGUUGAAUAUGGAGCUAACUGUGCGGCAUUGGGAGACUAUUGAGAAAAGUGAAUUGUGGGAGCUGCCACAUCAAGAGAGCGAGAUAUUACCAGCCCUUCAACUGAGCUACUUAUAUCUCCCACAAGAACUUAAGAGAUGCUUUGCAUUUUGCUCCAUGUUUCUGAAAGAUUAUAGCUUUGAACAGAUGUGAUCAUUGGCAUUUGGGUGUCAGAGGGUUUUGUUGCACUUGCACCUGGAGAGAAGAUGCGUCCUGAAGAUAUGGGGAUUAGGUAUUUGAAUGAUUUGAGGAGCAGAUUCCUUUUUCAAACCGAUCCCAAGUUGCCAGAUCAAAAUAGAUAUGUAAUGCAUGAUUUGAUCCAUGAUAUGGCGCAGUCUGUUUCUGCGGACGAAUGCCUCUUGCUGCAGGAUUUGAGCUCUCAGAACAACGGCGGAAUGUUACAUACCGUUCGCCAUAUGUCAGUUGAGGUAGCUGACGAGUCGCUGGAGCGCGAAAUAAGAGGCGUUCGGGAUUUGAAUAAAUUGCAUUCACUUAGGUUUGGAGCCAAACUCAAGGUUGAGAUUACCUGGUUCAGUAAGCUCUCCAACAUCCUAUUUUUGAGCCUAAAGGGUUGCAGGCUGGUCAAGCUACCUGAGAGCAUAGGUGACUUGCACAGUCUCCGUUAUCUCGAUAUAUCUCAUAGCCGUGUACAAGAAUUACCAGAGAAAUUCUGGCAACUUUACAACUUACAAGUGGUUGAUGCAACUCGUUCGAGUCUGAAAGCAAUUAGUAAUGAUGUUACAAAGCUAAUCAACUUGCCUCAUCUAGCAUUGCCAAAAGGCUGUUCUCCGAAAUUAACGGACAUAUGUGGUCUUGGAAAUCUAUCUCAUCUACGGAAGUUGGAACAUUUUACAGUUGGGAAAGGAAAUGGGCGAAAAAUUGGUGAGCUGAAGGGCAUGAACCAGCUCAGUGGAAAACUAACUAUAAGAAAUAUUCAAAAUGUUGAAAGCAAGGAAGAGGCUGCUGCGGCUAGACUUGUUGACAAGAAACACCUCCAGGAACUAGUUCUACUCUGGAGAUGGCGGCCUGUAUCCAGGGCGGUGACCAGUGAGAAUGGAGUGGUUGAAGGCUUGUGCCCUCCUCCAAGGAUCCAACGCCUUAAAAUCGCAAACUUUGAGGGCGACAGCUUUUCUCCUAGUUGGUUCAAACCAGAAAGCCUACCAACUUUAAGGAGUCUCGAGCUUGACGGUUGUCACGGCUUGACAAGUCUAUCAAUCCCCUCGUUUCGUUCCCUCAAACAGCUAAAGUUAACAGACUUAGGUAUUGAAACACUUUCAACUUUUGCUCAUUCAAUCGGUGGCGACAGGACGAUGCAGCAUGAAAGCAGCAGUAUCAGUAGCAGCAAUAUUGGCAUUGCAUUCCUUAGAGGCCUUACUAGUAUACGUCUUUCCCACUGUCAAAAACUGAGAAAUGUUGAUCAGCUGUUGUCUCCGGAAUAUGUGCCAUCCAUCAAAUCCAUAUGGAUUACACAUUGCCCAAGUCUGGUAUCGAUACCUACCGAGAGCUUCGGGGGAUUUGAUCACCUACAAGACCUCAAAAUCAUGUGGUGCAACAACUUGGCGUGCGAACGAGCAAUCGUUUUGCCCCCAUCACUCCGGCGACUCCACAUGGGUCGUUCCGGUGAUCUUGACAAGUCAUUCCCAGCCUGCCUACAGAACAGGAACCUCACCUCUCUCAUUGCCCUGCGUUUGGAGAGCUGCAGUAACAUGGAGUCCAUUCCAAUCGGCACAAAUCUUCAGCUCAAAUACCUGCAUCUAGGUUUCUGCUCGGAGCUGUCAUCCAUCAGGGGAUCGGAGGCUCUUUCAUCCAUGCAGUACGCGUACGUAUUAAACUGCUCGAAGCUUCUCGAAGUAGAGCAGCCCUUUACAAGGGACCUGCUGACUAAGGAGGAGAAGGACGAAUAUAAUAGAUUUUCCUGUCCAGCUAACACCCGGCCAAGAAGACGAGAUAUUGUGGAAGAACUCAUCAAAAGGGAUUUUUACGGUGUCUGAAACGUAUGGGCUGUUCUUCAUCGCCAAGACAAAAUCUCUAUGUGGCAAACUAAUCUGGAAGUCAAGGGUACCAUCCAAAGUGAAAUUCUUCAUGUGGCUAGCGGAUCGACAGCGUUGCCUAACAGCGGACAAUCUGAUUAAGCGCGGUUCGCCACAUCAGCCGGCCUGUGCACUAUGUGGAGUGGCAGUCGAGGAUUGUGCUCAUUUGUUCGUUGCCUGUGACUACACCUCAAGAAUUUGGAGGCUCUUGGGGCAAUGGACCGGGCUGGUUUUUCUGUUGCCAAAUGAAGCCGGUGGAGAGCUGGGGGAAUGGUGGACCAAGGCGAGAUCCGUUUGUCGAACCAGCUACAGGAAGAAUUUUGACUGCCUUGUGCAGCUAUGCUGUUGGAUGAUUUGGAAGGAGAGAAAUGAUCGGAUUUUCAACCAAAAACAAGCAACGGCAGUGCAGUUGUUCCAGAAGAUCAAAGAAGAGGUGGCCAUUUGGAAAGCAGCAGAGGUGUUCAAAAUAAAUAGCGAGUAGUUCGCAUGCCGCGAUUCUGUACCCUAACCGGACUUUAGGCCGGUUUUUCUGUUCACCUCGACAUCCCUCUUGUUGAUGUAAUUUUAUUCUGUAACUCUCCCCCAUAAUCUUAAUGAAUUUGGUCGUCGGCAAUUCAGGCGACCCAGCCAAAAAAAAAUAUUUCGGUGAUACGGCGAUACGUUGUGGCAGAUUCCAAUGCAUGACUAAUUUGUGACAACAUGUGUGCAUCUACUGCAACCGCUAAGUAGCAUGAACUCGGUAACUGAAGAGGCUAUCACUU